AUGCUGAUAGAUCUGGCUACUUUGACCUACAAGAAGAAAUUAAGAAGUUGGGAGUUAACAAGUAUUGUGUAUAGAAUACCUGAUGCUGGUGUUGGAGCUGAUAGUUUGAGAGAUGUAACUGAUGAUAAAGGGGUUAUGGAGAUUAUUAGUUGUGGUAAGAAUAAGAAAACUAUAGUUCAGAUUUAUGUGGUUGGUGGUGACAUUAAUGAUGGAGAAGAAGAUGAGAAUGUUGAGGCAUCAUUCCAGACAAAAUCUUCUAGCCAGCAAGAUACUGAUGAUGGGGAAGAGGUGAAUGGUUUGAGUCAGGCUGAGGCAUCAUUUCACACACAAGCUAUCCAACAAGAUAUUGAUGAUAGAGAAGAGGUGAAUGGUUUGAGUCAGGCUGAGGCAUCCAUUGAGAAAGAGCCUGCAGACCAGUUGGAGGAUAUUAAUGAUAUUAUUGACAACUUCACUUCUGUUGAACAUGGUGAAGGUGAUGCAGAAACUAAUAGUGCAUGUGCUGGGUUGGGGUCACAAGAGUCAUCUGAUGAUGAAGAUUAUUUUCCAACUCGGGUGAGUUCAUCAGAUGAUGACAUGUCUGAUGAUCAUCUUUCUGAUGAUGAUGAAUAUGUUCAGGCAAGAAAGAACUUAAAGGAGUUUAGGAAAAAAGUUCAAGAUUGGGAUGAUGAUGCAGGCUAUACACAUCCAAUGGCCACAGCUGAGAUAGACUUUGAAGAGGAUGAAUUAAGCCAAAGGGAAGGCCCAGAAAGCAUACUGCACCCCACAAUGUGGUUUAAAUUUCUAUUCAUUCAUAUGGGUCAACCACUGGUAGAGGAAGAGGGAAGAGGAGUGGGUCUACCACUGCUAGAGGAAGAGGAAGAGGGCAAAGUAGUGGGUCUACCACUGCUAGAGGAAGAGGAAGAGGGCAAAGUACAGGGGACUUCAUAUGCACUUAAGAGAGUGAGGCUGGAAAUUAAGAUGUAG
Molecule: messenger RNA, 963 nt
Organism: Striga asiatica
Lineage: Eukaryota; Viridiplantae; Streptophyta; Magnoliopsida; Lamiales; Orobanchaceae
Source: the annotation of a GenBank genome assembly